AUGGGGUCGUCAGGGAGCAGCCUGCGCGGAGCGGGCACCGCAGCGAUCCGCCGCGCAGCGCCACCCUCGGGCGCUGCGCGGGCCCCGAAAGCGGAACCGCCCGUCCCUUCCGGAGCGAGCGACGCAGCCCUGCGCACCGCAGCGCCGCCGUCGACGGACGCGAGGGGCCUGGCGCCGCGACCGCAGGACGGGCACUACCUUGCGGAGCGCGACCACAAGCUCGACGAGCACCUCCGCGUCGUUCAGUCGGCGAUCAAGGACCGCUACGCGCCCACCGUCGAUCUCAAGGCGUACGAGGAGGGUCUUGUUCUGAAACAAGGCCUCAAGGCGCGGCGUGCGCAGGAGAACGCCGAACGCCUGUCCGCGACCGAUGCGAUGCGGCUCAUGCAGGUGCGCGCCCCCGCGCCACGGCCGGCAGCCGCGCUGCGAACGCCAUGCGCAGCCGACGCACGCCACUGCCUCGGCGGCGACCGUGGGUGA
Molecule: messenger RNA, 480 nt
Organism: Pedinophyceae sp. YPF-701
Lineage: Eukaryota; Viridiplantae; Chlorophyta; Pedinophyceae
Source: the annotation of a GenBank genome assembly